AAAAAAUUAAAAAUACAGAAAACGAAAACGAAGCAUCAAAUCGGCUUGGGCCUAUCCUCCACCUCGAUUCCGCACCAGCAAAGAUGGCCGCCAGGACGUGCAGCAGCGGUAGCAAAAGCACUAACUUCGUCACCAUCAACAACAUCUACUAGCUGCAGCAGACUCUCCUUCUUCACACACACACACACUCACACACAGUGCAAGCAUUGCUGCAGUCUCAGCCUCUACAGCUGCAUAAACUUUUAAAGUUCUUGAUCCUUAGAUCCUGCGGCAUCAUAAUGCUGUUGGCUUUAGCUUUCAAACGCAAAGAGUGACAAUACAAAAUCACCAAAAAGUACUUGCCAUAAAUUUAGGUGGAGACACAGACAGAGAGGCAGCGAAACAGAGAGAAAGCAGCACUAACGAUCGGCAACGACAUCGGCGAGGGCGCUGCUGCUGCUGCACUUUUUUUUUUUUUUGACAGUUGACAACGAGAAACUGAGAGGUUCGGUCGCGGGACGCGCUCUGAACAGUAGUUAAAUUAAAUACGACGACAAAGCGUCAAUGUUGCUGCCGUUGUUGUCGUCCGUCUUUUCGCCCCCCCGCUAUAGUCGUGUUUAGGUAUUAUUUUGUUUUGUUUAUUUUUUGUGUGGUUGUUUGAAUGUGAUUAUGAACGAGGCAUACAAACUGGCCGAAAUGCAACGCACCAAUAUCGAGUUUGAACGUCAACGUCAUUUGGCCAAUUGGCUGGUUAAGAGUAGUCCGCACAUGGCUGCAGCGGCAGCAGCUGGCUCAACAACAACGACAUCUCAAACAACAACAACAACAUUAGUGACAACAGCAACAACAACAACAUCAGCAUUAGCAGGAGCAACAAAUAUUACCGGAUCAACAGGAGGAGGUGGCGGAGGAGUGGUGGUAGGAAAUACACCUAGCAACAGCGCUGCAGCUGCAUGUAACGUUGGUGCAACAGCAGCAGCGGCGGCGGGUACAGCCCAUCAUGGUCAUGUUGCUGUGGAGGGGCGCAAACCAAAAUUGCGACGUUUCAACUCCCACGACACUAGCUCCAAUAUGUUCUCGGUGGCUGAUUUUGAGAAUGCUCGACUGGCGCGUCGCAAUGAGAUCGAAUUGAAGCAACGUUUGGCUCGACGCCUGCGUAAUAGUGCCAAUGGUAGCUAUGGCCUUGGUGCAGGAGGUGGAGCCGGUUCCUCUUGUGGUGGUGGUGGUGGUGGUGCUGCUGGUUAUUUGUCUGGCUACUCUUGGCUAAAUGGCAGUGGCGAUUACUCUACGGGGGAUAGCAAAACCUCCAAGGGUAGCAGUGAGGAUCCACUGCCUGCUGAUAUAUUUCUUGAGCGUUACUCAUUGCCCAGGGUUGUACGUAUACAGUAUAUUAGAAAGAGUUCCAAUGAAACUCUACAGUCCAGCUCAUCGAAUGGCUCCUCAACAGCGACAGCUGCCUCAAGUAGCAAUAGUUCAUCGACAGGCUUAAAGAAUACAGCCAACUCAGUUGAUCCCACUGGUACCAAUUCAUCCUCAAGUGCUGGGAGUGGCAAUAAUAAUAAUAAUAAUCAUAAUAGUAAUGGUGGCCCUCCGCCCACACAUGAUGAGUUAUUUCUGCUCUAUAGGCUUGUACGCCAAAGACACAUCUAUCAUGGACAUAAUGCUAAAACGCAGGCCUCACAGCGUAAAAAAACGGUGCUAAUACCUCAAGAAUUUCCAGGCUACUUUUCGAUGUUGAAUGAAAAGGGUCUGCCCAUGGCGACGCAAUACAACUCCCUGAUGCAAUUGGUGCGUGAACGAGUCUAUAAAUUUGCCUCGGUUGAUAAUAUGCCAGCCUUUACGGAAUCCUCGCCCAGCAAUGCCAGUAGUCCCAUACAUGAAGGUUGCCUGCCAGUCAUCAAAGGACGUCCGCAGUAUGUGAAAACUACAGCACGUGGUGGACAAGUUUUUCGCCUGCUCGCCGUAUUCGAAGAUGGCAAACAGGAACACCAACAACAAUCCGGAGGUGGCAAUGUAUUGUCAUCGUCGGGUGGUGGAUCAGCAGCUGCAAAUGGAUCAAAACCUCAUGGCCAUAUUGGAAGAGAGAAGGAAAAGGGUAGAUAUGCCCAAUUGCUGAACGAGAAUCGUCAAGUUAUGUACGUACCGCUGUCCACCAAAGGCAAGUUCUAUGAAAUUGAGCCGGGGAUACCACAAUUGCUGCAGAAGCUAAGCGAUGUCCAAAGGAAAUUGAAUCCCGAGUGUGUUUAUCGUUUGGGAGCUUUAGUCUCUGCGGCAAAACAAUUGCCGUUGACUUUGCGCUACAUAUCUGGACCACAAGGUGCCGAUAUACCCGAACAGCUUUGUAUUAGUCAAGUGAGCAAAGAGGACGUCAUUAUCGGUUGUCCCAUUGAAGAUGCCGAGAGUCAGAAUCCAUUGCAGCUGAGGAAGAUCUAUCUGAAUCGUGAUAUGCAAUUGCUGAGAAGCUAUUUGGGUUUCGAUUCCGAACAAAGGAUGCUAGCGAAUGCAAAUGUCCAGAAUAUGCUCAAAUUCUGUCAAUUUAAUUGUGAUCAAUUUUUGAAAUUGGUUGAAAUUGAGCUAAUGCAAAGAUCUGAACGUUCCGGCAGUAAGAGCAGAGAAGGUUUAAGAAUUUUAAAGCCUUUGCAUUUCCCGAAAUUACUGCGCCGAGAAAAGAGUACCAUGGCUGCUCAUGAGAAAGAGGAUUCGAUUAUAUUUCUUAGUAAAUCGGAUCUAGAGCAUAUGGAGGCCAAAGAGGCUGCCGCCGCAGCUGCAGCGGCAACUGCAUCAAGCGGAGAUGCUAGCUCUAAUCGCAUUUCGGAACGUAUGAAGGUCUUUCAAUCGACGAAGAAGAAAUGGUUUCGCAAGCAACAACAUAAUCAUCAACAACAACAACAACAGCAGCAGGAUAAGCCACAGUCUGAAUUGGAUCUAGAUGAGCAGGCAAAACGUAUGAGCAUGGAGCGUUAUACGGACAUGUCUAAAUUAUUGCAGGAAAGAUUUGGUUCUGUUGCGGGAGAGACAAAUGAACGAGAUGCAGAUACUGUCUCUUUAAAUAGCGGUGUUGAUGGCACUGGAGGAGCCUCCGAUACAGAAACCACCACGAUUACCACAACAUUGGAACCCAAAUCCUUGGAUACUCUAUUGCAAAAGUCCAUGUCGUUGCAGGAUAUUGAACUUUUGAAUGGUCAACGCAAAGCCACACGUCCGGAUCUGCUGAGCGAUGCAAUUAGCGAGGCCGGCACCGAACUGGAGGAUUUGGAGAAUCAAACACCACCACCUCAAUCGUUUAUCACCGAAAAGCUGUACAAUGAGUUUCAUGUAAAGACCCGUCAAUAUAGCAAAUCCUCAUCAAGUCUCCAUCAAAUGAGGCACUUUUCGUUGCCCCAGAAAUUGCAACUUCACGAAGAAGAUGAACGCGAAAAACGUUCGAUGAGCCGCUUUAAGGCUCAGCAGCAAUCGAUGGGUAAAGUACCCAUCACCGGUCGUCGGGCAGCUGGUGGAGUAAGUUUGCUAGGUGGCGGCGGUCUAUCAGCGGCAUCGGCGGCCUCUGCUCUAUUAUCACCAACGGUUCUACCCUCACCCACAUCGCUGGUGGAAGAUGAUCUACCCUAUUCAAGUGUACGUGACUCUCUGGUCAUAUCGAGUGAUAAUAGUCUACAUCAUGAGGAUUAUUCCAAUCAAAAUGGCGGAACAUCGUCGCUACCAGCUAGCGCCGUGGUGGACUAUACCAAGGAGAAUAUUUAUGCGGAAAUUUGUCCACCACACCACACCUUCUCGGGAGCCACUCUGGUCACACGCAUACAGGAAGCUGAUGCGGAUGAUGAUGACGGAGAUUAUGCAUCGCUCAGGUAUCCAGUGGCAGGAGCCAGCAAUGGACCACAAUCGGUUAGUCGCAUUGAGAUUAAUGGAGCACAAGCCAACAAUAGCGCCAUUAGCUAUCAUACUGUUUAUUUGGGUGAAGAACCAUUAGGCGAGAGGCAUGCGGCCCAUAUUACAACCGUGGAAUUGGCCGGUGAGGAUAACAUUUACAAUACGCUCAAAUGAUGACUCAUGUGAUUCCGGCGACGUAAAUUAGCCGGCGGAAAAGGGCUGUUUUAGUAACAAACAAACACACACACACAUUCACACACUCACACAAACACACAUAAUAGUAUGAUUAGCGCAAGUUUUUUGGGGCCCCCCAAAAAGGGAGCAAGCAAGAGGAUAAAUAACUUUUUUUUUCCAAUAUUAAGUCAGAAUCAAUGAAUUAUAACAUUUGCAAAUCUUCAAUGCUAGUAUAAGAUCAUUAAUGCAUCUCCCUUUCAAAAGUAUUAUAUUGAACUAUAUGAAUUUUUUUUGUUUUAAAUUUUCUCUUUUUAAUACGCAAAAGUAUUGACAUGAAAUUAAUGAAAGGAAAAAAAUACCAUUUGAGUUUACAAUGGCAAAUUGUUAUGGCAAUUGCAAUCAUAUCAAUCCCAAUUCAUUUCUAGUUCUUGUUGCCACCCAAUUAUAUAUAUAAGAGUCUAUAUAUUAUAUAUCAUGCAUUAAGUCCGUAAAUAAUUUUAUGUUCCCAUUUCGGAUGCAACUCUAUUUAGUAAGAUUACAAUAAACUCUCUAAACAAAAAUAUCUCAGAUAAGGAACAUUAAAUAAAUUUUUUUUGUUAAAUGCUUCAAAAAUGAAUUGAAAUUUCUUUUAAAUUUGUUAAUUCAAAAUAAUUUAUACUAAAAUGUUAAGUGUCACAUGUGUGAUUGGAAUAAUUUCAAAAUCUUUUGUUCAAUAGUUUAAAUUCAUAAAAGUGUGAAACCUUUGUAGACAGAAUUAUGAAAAAACUUCAAAUAUUAGUCUUAAAGCAAUAAUAUAUAGUAUAUAUGUAUGACCUUUGUUCAUUCGGAAAGCUCCCAUUCUCUUGCUGCUUGCUUGUUUGCCCCUUUGCCCCUCCCUUAGAGCAAUCAUCACACCCAAAUAAAAAUACAAACAAUAAACAAA
This is a messenger RNA of Drosophila willistoni, 4942 nucleotides long. RefSeq lists its product as uncharacterized. The transcript is spliced from 6 exons. Lineage: Eukaryota; Metazoa; Arthropoda; Insecta; Diptera; Drosophilidae. Bases 649 to 4020 code for a protein of 1123 amino acids. The record is from RefSeq and is a predicted model, not a curated record.